Molecule: messenger RNA, 2832 nt
Organism: Brenthis ino (lesser marbled fritillary)
Lineage: Eukaryota; Metazoa; Arthropoda; Insecta; Lepidoptera; Nymphalidae
Source: the annotation of a GenBank genome assembly
AUGGCAGGGAAAUGCUUUUCAUACUUGAUAAUACUAUAUUGCCUGUAUUAUGUACAAGGAGAUAGAAAUUUAGGAGCAAUUUUUGACGAUGGAGGAUUCUUGUACGAAGCUGCCUUUAAUAUUGCUAUUGCGGCAGCAUCUGAAAAUGAAGAGAAUCCUUUCGUACCAAGUAUUUAUAAAACCGCUCCUGAAGAUAUUUUAGAAGCGGAAAAUGCUUUCUGUACCAUAUUAGGGGAAUCUACGUUUGGAAUCUUUGGCCCUACUAAGAAAAUAACACUACAUCACAUUCAAGCUAUUGCCGAUUUUAAAGAAAUCCCUCAAGUCAUAACGGAACCAGUUGAAAUCCAGAAUCGCAAUUGGUCGGCAGUUAAUUUAUAUCCACAUCACAUUGCAUACUCUAAGAUUUUUGCCGAUAUAAUCCAAACGAAAGGUUGGACAGACUUUACGAUAAUUUAUGAGGGCGCUGAACUUCUGCCAUACUUAGAUAGUAUAAUUACAAUGGAAGAUAUAGAUUCGGGAGAUCAUAUUUUAAUUAACGUUGUACAACUUCCUGAUGGAAAUGAUUACAGAUCACAAUUAAAGACGAUUAAAAGUUCGGGCACAGUGAAUUAUUUAGUCAGUUGUAGAAUAGAAAGUUUAGCUAUAUUUCUAGAGCAAGCUCAACAAGUAGGAAUAAUGUCCGAUGAACAUAGUUACAUUAUAAUGAAUCCUGAUUUCCAAACUAUUGACAUUGGGCCCUUUAAGCAUGGUGGCUCUAAUAUAACAGGGAUUAGAUUGUUCGAUCCACAACUCGAAGACAUUCAAAAUUUUAUCACUUCUUUAAAUGAAAAAGUAAAGGAACUUUCAGAGGGACAAAUGGAAAAUGCAAUUCAAGAGAACAGUCUUAGUCUCAAUUUGGCUCUUGUAUAUGAUUCGGUUAUGUUAUACACCUCAGCAAUAAAGGCGUUAGAUUUAGAAGAUAGUGCUAAUUUUACUUGCGAUAGUGGCGAGACGUGGCCAUUUGGAUCUACGAUUAUUAAUUACAUAAGGACCAUGGAAGUCGAUGGUUUAACCGGAACUAUAAAAUUUGAUGAGGAAGGAUUCCGUUCAGAUGUUGAAGUUGAUAUUGUCGAGGUUAUGGCGUAUGGUCUUGAAAAGAUAGGAACAUGGACAUCCGAAGAUGGCUUUACUGAAUCGAGGAAAAUUAUUCCCGCAGUUGAACAAGAAGGAAGUGAUUCUAUGAAAGGAAAACAUUUCAUUGUUUUAACAGCAUUGAGUGCUCCAUAUGGUAUGUUGAAAGAGUCAUCCAAAAAGCUUGAGGGUAAUGACCGAUAUGAAGGCUUUGGUAUAGAAAUCUUCGAAGAACUGGCAAAAAUGAACGAAUUCAACUAUACAUUUGAGAUCCAAGCCGACGGAGUUUACGGAUCAUAUGACUCUAAGACGGGCAAAUGGACUGGAAUGAUGGAGAAGAUAAUGGACGGUAGAGCUGACUUUGCAAUUACUGAUCUAACAAUAACAUCUACUAGGCAAAAAGCCGUAGAUUUCACGAGUCCUUUCAUGAAUCUAGGUAUUACAAUAUUAUAUAAAAAACCUACUAAACAACCACCUGAUUUGUUUUCAUUUAUUUCACCUUUUUCUUAUCAGGUGUGGGGUUGGUUAGCGGGAGCAUACGUAGGUGUUUCAGCGCUACUAUUUAUACUUGGAAGAUUUGCUCCUGAAGAAUGGCAAAAUCCUUAUCCUUGUAUAGCAGAACCGGAAACAUUAGACAACCAAUGGACUUUUGCUAACUCGUUCUGGUUCACAUUAGGAAGUGUGCUCACACAAGGAUCCGAAAUAGCACCCAUUGCUGUAUCGACAAGAAUGGCAGGGAGUAUGUGGUGGUUUUUUACCUUAAUUAUGGUAUCGUCCUACACAGCCAACCUUGCCGCAUUUUUGACAGUUGAGUCGAAAUUUUAUGCUAUCAAAAGUGUUUCAGAUCUGGCUAAUAAUCCGUAUGACAUAACUUAUGGCGCGAAAAAUGGUGGUGCGACAUUCGGAUUUUUUAAGGAAUCAGAUAAUUUACUUUAUCAAAAGAUGUACCUUUAUAUGGAUAAGCAUCCAGAACUAAUGACCCAAACAAAUGAUAUUGGACUUGAAAGGGUAAAGUCUGAAAAUGAAAAUUAUGCAUUUUUAAUGGAAUCGACAUCAAUCGAAUAUAUGGUAGAGAGAAAUUGCGAUGUUGCUCAAGUGGGCGGGCUAUUAGAUAGCAAAGGCUACGGUAUUGCUAUGAAGAAAAAUUCUCCAUACAGACAACCGAUGAGCGAAUCGAUAUUGCAAUUACAAGAGCAAGGCAAAAUUACAAGGAUGAAAGACAAAUGGUGGAAAGAAAAAAGAGGAGGCGGUGCAUGUGCAGACGACGAUGCAAGUAGCGGAGAUGCGCAACCUUUAGUGUUAGCGAAUGUGGGCGGCGUGUUUAUAGUUCUGGCGGCCGGAUCUGGCUUGGCGAUUAUUUGCGCCUUUGUGGAAAUGAUCAUUGAUGUUUGGAUGAUCUCGCACAAAAUGAAGGUGUCAUUUAUAGAUGAAUUGAUAGCGGAAUUAAAAUUCGUAUUCAGUUUUAGUGGGGAUGUUAAACCAGUUAGACAUCGAGAAUCAACUGGUAGCGGAUCGAAAGGUUCUAAGAAGGAGGAUGAAAAAGAAGAAGAAGACGAAGAUGCAGAAUCCCCAAGAGAUGAAGAAGAUAGGCUUGAAAUGGUACCUACACCACACUCAGGGAGAUCGAGUCACUCGCAUCAUACAACUCAUAGUCGCCGACAAAGUAAUGCAGUGCACAUGUCCAAAAUGCGCAGAUAUAGCAGACAGCUAUCGAAUAUGACU